Capronia epimyces CBS 606.96 is the source of this 2397-nucleotide messenger RNA. RefSeq lists its product as uncharacterized. The record is from RefSeq and is a predicted model, not a curated record. The transcript has a single exon. NCBI's taxonomy places the organism in Eukaryota, Fungi, Ascomycota, Eurotiomycetes, Chaetothyriales, Herpotrichiellaceae. The coding region runs from base 1 to 2397 and encodes 798 amino acids.
AUGUAUCGGGGCCAUGGCUAUGAAAAAUUCCCCGUCGUACUGGGUACUGUUGAAGGCCAUCAAGAGCUGUGCGAUAAAUGGGAUACUGAGCAGAUUUCCAAGUUGACUAGGAAGGCUGCUAAAUUACGACAAGCACUCCGCACUGCUUACGUUGUCCAUGACACAGACUCGGAGUCCACCGACGAGUCCAACGGUGAAGAAGACGGUACUAACGAUAUUCUUCAGAAGAAAUGCCUGGAAAGCGUGCUGGAUGUCUUUCCCGACAUCGGGCGUGCCUUUGUCAUGUGGAAGAUCCAACUCUUGUCAUCCCAAUUGGGCUAUUACGUUGCGGACGGCGAGAUAUUUGAGCUCGAAGCAACGCGUAUCGCGGGACACAUUAUUGCUGAGGUCCUAGAGAUGAAUCCUUAUCCUAAAGAACGCGUUGCGACUUUCCUCGACAGUGGAAGCCGGGCCGCUGAUGAUGGCACUGGUGUUACGAUUAUGUGGAAUCGGAAUCUGCCCAAAGGAGACAUGUACACCAAAGACGCCGUGAUUAUCCUUGCCAAAACGUUCGAUCGCGUUCCGACCCAUUACAUCGCCAAGGUCGUGUCAGAGAAGAAAUCCAUCUUCGACGCCUAUACGCAUAUCCAGGAUCUUGAAGAUCGAUUUUAUUCAAUCUCGAACCGUCCAUAUUCCCGACUUCGUCAUGCAAGAAGUGCAAUCGAGAAGAAGUACGAGCUUACGCACAACGAUCGCCGUAUCCCUAGUGAAUAUGCCAAUCGCAUUAAUGAACUGCAAGCCGCCAAACAGCAUGUCGCCAGAGAGGCCAUUCAAGCGGCAGCUCAAAAGGAAAAGGCCCGAGAAGAAGAAGCCAACCUUGCCCUCCACAAAGAAAGCGGCGCAGUCAUGGAGUGCCAAUGCUGCUUUGACGACCAAGUCCCUCUCAAUCGCCUCGUGUCCUGUAUGGCCGAUCAGCCGCACUUCUUUUGUUUCACCUGCGUUGAAGGCCUCGCUGACAAUCAGGUCGGGUUGAUGAGACAUGAAAUGCGAUGUAUGGACGGAAGUGGAUGCACUUUCGAGCUGUCUCAUGAUGGCGUUGGACAAGCUGUUCCGAUCCGGACAUUUGAUCGCCUGCAGUUGACUAAGCAGCAAGCUGAGAUCAUCGCCGCUGGUAUUGAAGGUCUCGAAGAGUGUCAAUUCUGCGACUACAAGGCGGUAUGUGAUGAUGUCAGUGUCGAACCAGUCUUCUAUUGUCAGAAUCCAGGCUGUUCUCGUGCCACUUGCAGAAAAUGCAACAAGGAUAGCCAUCUACCAAAGACAUGUGAGGAGAACCAGAACGACGGUGAGCUGUCCGUCCGACAUGUGGUUGAAGAGGCGAGGUCAGAAGCUGUCAUGCGAACAUGUCCCAAGUGCAAAGUCAAGAUUGUCAAGGAAUUCGGCUGCAACAAAAUGGUCUGCACCAACUGCCACACUAUGCUCUGUUACGAGUGUAAAGCAGACAUUUCGGCGACCGAAAACCCGUACCAUCAUUACAAUAAGCCAGGAGCUAAAUGUUUACUGUACGACAGACAAGGGAUCGACCGGCAUGAAGUGGAAGCCAAUAGGGCAGAAAUCGAAGCCAUCGAUCAAGCCAAAGAAAAGCACGCCGACAUCGACGAUUCCAAGCUGCGCAUUGAAACUGGGAAACAAGUGCAACCGGCUUCGCAUGAACAUCCUGCUGCCGGCGCCUUCUUCCAGCACAUGAACAAUGCGGCUGGACAUUUGACCAAUCGCCAGAUAGAUCGUAACGAGAUCCUGCGAGACCUGAUCCCGGAUCCUCAUCUUGGAGAUGUCCUCCGACAGAUCCAUCAGGGUGACGGGGCGCAAGAACAGGCUGAGGAUUAUCACCGCAGGGGUGAGGCCCAAAUAGAGGCCCGACUUCUUCAUAUGGAAGAAAGACUGAAUGGGCUGCACAGAGACGGAGCCAGAUAUGUCGCUCAAUAUCUUGGAUUGCCACGACCACAUGGCACCCCUCUCCUAAACCCACGUCAGGGCUUCUUACCCGACGACGCACUUCAGCCUGCCCGCGUUGGAGUCAUGUUUAACCAGAACUUGCAGUUCGAGGACGACUUGGACCACGUCAGACCAGCAUAUCCCCUCCCUCAUUACCCACCACAGAUGGAUAGGGAUAUCCCAAGGAUGUAUAAUGGUGACUCUGCCGGCCGAGGUCUUCAGCAAGCAGAGAACCCGAACUUGUACCCUCGUACCCCAAUGGAGAAUUUGGCGGAAGCUUUUCGUCAAAAGAACAAUGUCUUACAACGGCAUGAUGCUCCACAUAACAACAGCUGGCUUCCACGUAUGCCUCCCGGUCUGCCGCAAAACUGGCGGUUUGGCACACGGUGGUAUCGCGGGGAUUUAUACCGUGCAACUCGCCUUUAA